Messenger RNA from Pocillopora meandrina, 2430 nucleotides. Lineage: Eukaryota; Metazoa; Cnidaria; Anthozoa; Scleractinia; Pocilloporidae. The record is from the annotation of a GenBank genome assembly.
AUGCUAGCUGAAUUGAAAAUGACAGAAGAAGACCAGGGGAGUCAUUUUGAUGAUCUUGAAGAACAAGAUCCUAUCAAGGUGUCAGUAACUUUCAAGCCACAAGAGCAAGACGUCGAAGAUAGACAAGGCAACUUGAACCGGUCUUGUGAUAAGGACAAGCCUAUCUUACGGGACCCCCACACGAAUGGAGAUGAGUGUAAGGACUUCGAGGGUGAGGAACCUAGCCUGCCCGUCAACCCGCCUGUUACACCUAUUCCGUUGUAUCUGGACGCAGAUAAUGCUAAAAUCGAAGGGGAUACAACUGAACAACAAGAAGUGUUGAAAGUAAGCACGAAAAAAAAUUAAAAUAUUUAAAAAGAAACCUUUGAAAGCAUUCCAAUUCAGCAAGCAUCAUCGACUUCGGCGCGAAAUUUUCAUUCAAGUACAAUUUGGUCGGUAGAUGAGCGAAAAAUUCGUUUGAAACGGCCUGUACAAUAUGCCAAAAGAUACGGAUAACAUUAACACAUAAGCCAUUAAUACAAUAAUAAAAUGUUGCUUCAGAGAAUUGAUCAUCGCAAAUUGCUUCACGCAAAACGAUUUGAUAUAACUCAAAAUUAUCUUUGGAUUUGCCUCACUGAUUGUAGAGACGUUUUGUAAGUGAAGAUUUGAAGAGCAUCGAAACAAAAAAAUAAUGGGGCAGAAACAGAUUAUUUUCAUUUGGACGAGUCAAUAAGGAUAGAAGAUUUGUAAAAUUCUGCUUUAUGUGCUAUUGACUGAACUGAGCAAAGCUAAGCUCAGUUUUUGAAUACUCGUGUGAAAAAACAAAAUCCUGAAUAAAACCACAUGAGGAAAUGAUGAACGAAUCCUGAACACAUCGCAUAAUGUCUGAGUGGACAACUAGUAUAAUCUUUUCUUUGAAUAUUUUGUGUCCCAGAUCACGCGUUUGCUUAGCUUGGAAAAACACUCUCUUAUUUCUUCUUUCUCCAGGGGUGGAAGGGUUACAGUAACAACAUCUAUAUUCGGCCGAUCAUAGUUAACCACGCCUCCUGCGGAGACUGUCAGUGUCCAGCUAAUCAAAAAACACAGCGCAGACUCACAAGCGAGGAUCUACGAAAACAAAUGCGUCUCCGAGAGGCAAACAACUGGAUCAGGAAACACAACGAGAGAAUCCAGAGCACUGGAACGUUACGAUCAAAGACUCAUUCACAUGAACUACACAGACAACAGGAAGCAAAGCAGAUUCAUAAUAAACCAAACAACAACGGCAACACAAAAUAUAAACAAGAAAAGAAAAAAAUCCAUAAAGGAUUUGUUUGCAGGACAUGGGCUUCAAAUUUCUUGUCAAGUGACGCUCAGAAGAGCGAAGAUGACGAGUUCACUCCGUUCUAUGUCCGAAGAUAUGUGGAUAAAUCAAAAUCGGCCCCUCCUGGUAAAGUGAGACGGAAUGCUCCGCUUAUACAAAAACACACAACAUCCUCAGAAGUUUUAUUAACCCAGAGGGAAGUGCAUGAUCAGUCGUCAGAAAAGUCUUCCCAGAGUGAAAUUGAAGUUCAACUGAAAGAGAAACUCUCCCACGAUGAGUCUUAUAACAGGAGAAAUAACGAAAAGCCUAACUCUAACAUUUCCCACGCCCAAAUGUGCUCUUGUGGACAGAUUAUACAUCACGAUAACGACAAGCGCGUUUCUGGAGGAGGUUUUCAAGCCCCGAGGCCCGUUGGAGUUGAGAGAACGCAGAAUUCUAAAUUAAAGUUUUCUAUUGUUCUUCCAAUAAAGCAGUUUCCUCCUAUUAAUCCACUUGAGGAACUGAAGAAACCAAAUUUUCCAACAAGGAAAAAGCUAGGGGUCUCACUAAAUCGCAGACCACACACGGUAGAUACAGCGCUUCUGUCGAGAGGAGUCAUUUUGGUAAAUGGCCAUCACAAUUUACCAAAUUUUAUGGGUGCAGACAAAGCUUUUAAUAGACAGCGUGAUGGUCAAAUCACCUCUAAAUCUUCUUUUGAAAAUCUAAGCAGGGAGAAACAAUUAUUUUCUAGAGGUCGGCAGAAGCAUGAACAUGGGCAAGGCAAAACAUUCGAUGAAUCUAUCGAAUUGGUGCCUUGGGGCUGCGGCAAAACAGUCAAAGAUAUCGGGUCAUCCCAUCAAUGUGUCUUAUAUAAAGACCCAAACAAUCGAGAAAAAUGCGGUCGAAAGUGUUCUACGGGUGAUCCACGAAGAGCGCCGAGGUCUCUCGACGAAAAUGGGAACAAUUUAUAUCGGAACAGUGCGGAUAGUUUAAAAGGACAGCGGCGUUGCGUGAGAACACCGUUACACUCAUUAAAUAGCGAAGAUGACGUCCCCAAAACUGAGUCAAAUGAAACUGGUCUCGGGAGUGAAAUUGAAUAUUCUGUCGAUGGUUUAGCAAAACUGGAUGUUUAUCUUCAACCCAGAGACGUGUGUUUCAAUGAUAAUUAA